Molecule: messenger RNA, 354 nt
Organism: Macaca mulatta (Rhesus monkey)
Lineage: Eukaryota; Metazoa; Chordata; Mammalia; Primates; Cercopithecidae
Source: RefSeq, a predicted model, not a curated record
AUGGACCGCAGGGGAUUUCUCUCACUUUUUUAUCUGCCCUUCAGUGCUAAGAACAAAGUGGGAGCGCCUCAGCCUGGCUGUCAAGCCCUUCAUCCAUUCACCGAGGGAGGUGACUGGUCCAGGGGCGAGGGGAGACUCCUUUCUCUCCGGGAGUUUUCAGAUAAAGGCUGGAAUCCUGAGAAGGGUGGAAGGUGCGGGAAUGGAUGCCAUGGAGUACAGGCUGGACAUUUUCCAUGGAGCCAGCAACUCGGAUUUAGGUGCCAGCAGAUGGUGACUGAGGUGCCCCGCUCUCUGGAAGUCCAGGCACCAGCUCAGCUCCACACUUACCUAGGCCCGGUGAGCAGAACAAGCUGA